AUUAUAUUUAAUCACUUUAAUUAUUUCCUACCUUAUAAGUCUGGUGUAAGGAUUCCAAAAAUUCAUAUUAUAAUCAACCACCAUGCGCACGGUUCUUGUAUUCCUCUUGCUGCUUCUUACUUGUGUCCAGUUGCAGUUUAUCCGCGGAGGUCACAAUAUGACUUUGGUGAAAUCCGUAUUGACAGCCAUUCGCGGCAGGGAGAAUUGGAAAAAUACCCCCAUUUUUAUAGGGGCCCACACGAAUUCGUAUGACCUAAACAAUCUGAUGAUUUGGCUUCAAGAUACGAUGGAAGUAACUUGUCACACGGUGGAUGCAUCUACUCCAUCCCACAAGGAGCAUCCACUGGGUAGCUAUAACAUAAAUGCCGAUGAUUCGGUCAGUCUGCUAUUUUGCCAAAGCACUCAGGCAAUGAUUUGGCUUAAUCUGGACAAGGCUCUUCGACGAUUACACCGCGUUCGGCUGAUUGUAGUUUUACCCACCAAACGAAGUGCAUCUUACAACGCUUUAAUGGGCAUCUUCAGGAGGCUAUGGCAUUUUCAGUUUACCAAUGUUCUCGUUCUUCACAGAGACCAGAUUUACUCAUAUACUCCUUACCCGGAAAUACGUUUCUUUAAGCUGGAUCUAAAUUUUGAUCAGCUUUUUCCUCCAAAUACAAAUGAUUUCCAAGGCUAUGUGGUAUCCACCCCAGUGGAGAAUGAUAUUCCUCGUGUGUUUUUUGUGCAGGAUCAAAAAACUGGAAGCAAGCAGAUCAGAGGAUAUGGAUAUCGUACAUUCGUGGAGUAUCUGGAUCGUCACAAUGCCUCGUUGCAUGUGAGCAACCCCUACAAGGAGCAUGCCACCAACAGUAGUGUCAAUAUGGGACGGAUGAUGCAGCGGAUAAUGGAAGGCCAGUUGGAGAUCUCAUUGCAUCCUUAUGUGGACGUGCCGGAGAUUAUGGGAGAUCAUAGCUAUCCGUUGCUGGUGGCCAGCAAUUGCCUAAUAGUCCCGGUCAGGAAUGAAAUAUCCCGUCAUAUGUAUCUGCUGCUGCCUCUCAAUCAAUGGAGUUGGCUACUGCUGCUCGGAUCUGUAAUAUACGUUAGCGGAGUACUCUACUGGAUUCAACCCGGUCUGGAACAUCGCACCUGGGAUCAGCGGAUUGGCUUUAACAUCCUAGAUAGCAUCAGCCGGAUAAUAUAUAUUUGCUCCCCCACAAGGGUUUACAGCCCAACGCUGAGGUAUUUUAUGGUCUCAUUACAACUCACUAUUCUGGGAUUUGUGGUUACCAACCUGUACAGCAUCCAGUUGAGCAGUUUCUUCACCACUUUGGUAGUGGGUGAUCAAGUGGAUAGCAUGGAACAGCUUAUCCAGCAGCAGCAAAAGGUUCUGGUCAAACAAUACGAGAUCAGCACGCUCCUGCGGCAUGUGGAACCCCAUUUGGUUGACGGAGUAGCCCGACUUUUAGUGGGCGUCAAUGCCAGUGAACAAGUCUCCGCUCUUCUGGCUUUCAAUCGCAGUUAUGCCUAUCCUUUCACCCUAGAAAGAUGGGAGUUUUUUUCCCUCCAACAGCAAUAUGCCUUCAAGCCCAUCUUUAGGUUCUCAUCGGCAUGCCUGGGAUCCCCCAUUAUAGGCUAUCCCAUGCGGAGUAACUGUCAUCUGCAGUGGUCGCUUAACAAAUUUAUACUGCGAAUCCAGGCGGCAGGACUCUUGCAGCAUUGGUUCGUAUCCGACUUUAACGAUGCAAUGCGGGCUGGUUACGUUAGACUUCUGGACAACGUCCUUGGAUUUCAAUCUCUGGAUAUCGAUUCCUUGCGCCUGGGAUGGGCAGUCCUUGGAUGUGGAUGGCUGUUGUCCGGUAUAAUAUUCCUUUGCGAACGCUGGCGUUUUUACUAUCGCCGCUAA
Drosophila subpulchrella is the source of this 1879-nucleotide messenger RNA. RefSeq lists its product as uncharacterized. Lineage: Eukaryota; Metazoa; Arthropoda; Insecta; Diptera; Drosophilidae. The record is from RefSeq and is a predicted model, not a curated record. The coding region runs from base 83 to 1879 and encodes 598 amino acids. The transcript has a single exon.